This is a messenger RNA of Megalobrama amblycephala (Wuchang bream), 1481 nucleotides long. Its product is annotated as TLR adapter interacting with SLC15A4 on the lysosome. Bases 230 to 1054 code for a protein of 274 amino acids. The record is from RefSeq and is a predicted model, not a curated record. Gene Ontology annotation, biological process: regulation of toll-like receptor signaling pathway. The transcript has 2 exons. NCBI's taxonomy places the organism in Eukaryota, Metazoa, Chordata, Actinopteri, Cypriniformes, Xenocyprididae.
CAAGUUUGUAUCAUGACAAGAAGCAUGCAUGAAUGCACAAAAAUGUGGUUCCAAAUGUACACCACACUUUCACUUCCUCCCUCAUUGGAGCAUAAAACUGAAGAACAACUUUCACUUACAAUGAAAUAAAACCCUAUACAGCAGUGCUUAAAAACUGCAGAGACUCUGGAGACAGAACCACACAGAACCACCUCAGCUCAAUAUUCAGAGAUUCUUCAGUAGAAAAAAGAUGCUGUGUGAAGGUAAGCUGUGGAGUUUGGUGUAUGAAGCUGAACCCGAGUGUGUAAAUCCUCCUACAUGUGGCACAGUCGCAGUACCAUCAUUAUCUCCGCUGACUCAUUCCCUCUCAGCACAAACCCCGGUCCACUCACCUCUAGAAACGCACGCUAAUACGACCCAGACCAAGACCCAGCAGAGCGAUGCUCACCUUUCCUCUACCGCCCCUGUGGCAGGACGGCAACCUGCCUUAGGUGUGGAUAUCCCCAGGCAGGCAGACACCCCAGAAGCAGAGGCCUUUUUAGUGCCUUCGAGCUGCCACAGCAUCUGUCAGCAUUACAGCGAUUUACACAUUGCUGGUGGCCAGGUGCUGCCGCUCAGCCCUAGUGCAGGGGACGUACAGGGCAAUCACAUUCAGGACCCCCAACCUGGGCCCUUUCUUCUGUCUGGAGAUGUCCCCUCACCCUCCCUCCUGCCUCCUCUUGUCCACGAGUACAGGGGCUCGAGGCGCUGGAGAGAAGAAAGCGGGCGUGAACGUCCCUCUCUUCUGCAGUUCGGCCAGCCCCUCUCUAACUCACAGCUCAACGGAUACCUGGAACAGAAGCUUCUGGAGCUGUACAGGCAGCACCUGACCGAGGGACCCACAGCGACAGGGCCGGUCAUGGCCUCUGAGCUACUGCAGACCAGCCUGGACCAAAUGACCCUCCAGCUGAGCCGUGAACAGAACAUGGAGACGGCACGGGCCAAAGACAUGCUGCUCAGCUGCCUGUUGAGAGUCACCAGCAGUUAUCAAUCCAGCGAGAUCAGCACCCCUCUACUGCAGAUCUCCACUGAGUGAGUUUGAUAUGAGAGAAAAGAUGAAAUACGAGAGGAGGAAAGAAACGUUGUGGCAGUAAGACCAAGGAGAUGGACUUUCAUGUGUAACGUGUAACAAGUUUGAAGCACUAGCUUGAAACACGUUAAUCAGUGAUUCUGUAAAUUUUAAUGUAAUAGUAAUUCUAAAAAUGCAACUGUGCAAAAUAAAUAAAAUGUUUUAAUUAAAAUGCUGUUGAUUAUUCAAGGUGUCCACAGUCCUUAAGAGUCUGGAUGAAUAAAAUUUAAAAAAAGACAUGGACAUUUUUCUGCUGAAUAUAAAAUUAGCUCUAAAAUAUUUAAAAAUCCAGUCAUCACAAAUGUCUAAAAAAGUAAUGGAAAUUCAGUUCAACUGGUGUUGCAAAACUGGUGUUAUUGUCAUAACAGAUCUAAUAAGAGAUCAAAAAUCUGAA